This is a messenger RNA of Lepisosteus oculatus (spotted gar), 6241 nucleotides long. RefSeq names its product zinc finger protein X-linked (gene zfx). Gene Ontology annotation, biological process: regulation of DNA-templated transcription. Gene Ontology annotation, cellular component: nucleus. Lineage: Eukaryota; Metazoa; Chordata; Actinopteri; Semionotiformes; Lepisosteidae. The record is from RefSeq and is a predicted model, not a curated record. Gene Ontology annotation, molecular function: metal ion binding; DNA binding.
UUUGCUUUUUAAAAAUGUUUUACCAACAUCUACGGAUAAUUCCACGUUAAUAGCGUGGCCUUCCCACCGGUUUAUUAAAACAAAAUCACCGCAUGAACACUUUGUCACAGGGAAUACAUUAAAACAAGAAAAUUGUUCCGAGGCCUUGAAAAGCCGCAAUACGGAUCUGUAAAAAUAAAAUCAGUCUCGCUGGUUCCUUUUUUUUUUUUCGGGAAUAAUGCAGAGCAGCCCUCCGGCCUUGGCCUGCCCGGAGUGACGGCGCCGAGCAGCUUUCUCAAUCCCCUUCCGCAUUUUCCUACGGCUCUAAGGCAGUGACGUGGUGCUGACGGCGGGGCUGGCGGAGCUGGGGGCCGCUGCUCGGAGAGACUCGGCCCCUCCCUCCCUGCGCCUCAGCGGCCCGCCCCGCCGACACCAGCUCCCGAUAGAGCCCAGCCCGAGUCUGGGGGAGCCGCGACGGCCUCGGGAAAGCCAGAGGACCAGGGGACGCCACCCCGCCACGAUCGCCGCACUGCUGGAUCCCACUGACAAAUGAAGUGUCAAGACAAUGGAUGAAGAUGUGACUGGGCUGGCACUGCAUCCACAAGAGCCAAAGAUCUUUUUCGAUGGGUCAGCAGAGAUGCAGGCGGCCGCCCACGCGGACGAGGGCGAGAUCGUCGUGGAGGUGCAGGAGACCGUCUUCGUGUCGGAGGCGGGCGGCGCGGGCGUGGCCGUGCACGGCUUCAGCCCCGAGGAGCUGGACCCGGUGGUCAUCCAGGACGCCAUCGAGAACGUCGUGGCCGAGUACGUGCAGUGCUCCGAGGCCGAGGGGCCGGGGGACGUGCUCAUCCCGGACGAGAUGCUGGGAAGCGACGCUCCGGCGGGGGUAUCCGCGGAGGCCUGCGUGAUUCCCGCCGGAGGCCUGUCGGAGGCGGGGGGCGUGGUGCUCCACGCCGGCACCGCUCUGGCCGACAUCCCGGUGGAGGCUCUGCAGGUGGACGUUGUUCCUGAAGAGGUCCUGGUGUCGGAAUGCGACCCUGCGGGGGCCAUCGACGCCGAGCAGGACCGGACCACCUGCGGGGACUACCUCAUGAUAUCCCUGGACGAGGCCGAUAAAAUUGUGCAGCACGGCAGCGGAGAGAUCGCCGUGGACGCAGGGGCGGAGGAGCAGACGCCCUCCCCCAAGGAGGACGGGGGGGAGGUUAUAAAGGUGUACAUCUUUAAGGCCGAGUCGGGGGAGGAAGACCUGGGUGGCACGGUGGACAUCGAGGAGAGCGAUGCGGAGCACGAGCACGGCGUUGGGCUGCUGGAGCCGUCGGGACACGGGCCGAGAGAGAAGAUGCUGUACGUGACUGUGGGGGGCUCCCAGCCCGAUGAAGAAGACCUCAAUGCGGCUGAGGUGGGGGGCGAGGUGUACAUGGAGGUGGUCGUUGGUGGAGAGGAGGCGAUGGCGCACGAGCAGCAGUACGACAACACGGUCCUGAGCAAAGACUUCAUGCCCGUGGCCUGGGCCGCGGCUUACGGUAACGACGAGAGCGAGGCCUGUGAGAACAGGAACGGGGCCGCCAGCGCCCUGCUGCACAUCGACGAGUCCGCCAGCGCUGGGAAGGGGGCGAAGCAGAAGACCAAACGCCGGAAGAAGAUUGAUGCCAGGCAGUUCCAGACAGCCAUUAUAAUCGGGCCUUACGGGCAGCCCCUGACCGUGUAUCCCUGCGUCCUGUGUGGGAAGAAGUUCAAGUCCCGGGGGUUUCUCAGGAGGCACAUGAGGAACCACCACGAGGUGCUGAACAAGAAGAAGUACCAGUGCACGGACUGCGACUUCACCACCAACAAGAAGGCCAGCCUGCACAACCACAUGGAGGUGCACAAGCUGACCGGCAAAGCCGAGAAGGCCGUCGAGUGCGAGGACUGCGGCAAGGAGUUCUCCCACGCCGGCGCGCUCUACACCCACAAGAUGGUGCACAGGGACAAGGGCGCCACCAAGAUGCACAGGUGCAAGUUCUGCGACUACGAGACGGCGGAGCAGGGCCUGCUGAACCGCCACCUGCUGGCCGUGCACAGCAAGAACUUCCCCCACAUCUGCGUGGAGUGCGGGAAGGGCUUCCGGCACCCCUCGGAGCUGAAGAAGCACAUGAGGACCCACACGGGCGAGAAGCCCUACCAGUGCCUGUACUGCGAGUACAAGUCGGCCGACUCCUCCAACCUCAAGACGCACGUCAAGACUAAGCACAGCAAGGAGAUGCCCUACAAGUGCGAGCGCUGCUUCCAGACCUUCCCGGAGGCCGAGGAGCUGCUGCACCACGCCCUCAGCCACGAGGAGGCCAAGACGCACCAGUGCGCCCACUGCGACCACAAGAGCUCCAACUCCAGCGACCUGAAGCGGCACGUCAUCUCCGUGCACACCAAGGACUACCCGCACAAGUGCGACGUCUGCGGCAAGGGCUUCCACCGGCCCUCCGAGCUCAAGAAGCACAUGGCGGCGCACCGCAGCAAGAAGGUCCACCAGUGCCGGCACUGCAGCUUCAAGAUCUCCGACCCCUUCGUCCUCAGCCGGCACAUCCUCUCGGUCCACACCAAGGACCAGGCCUACCCCGGCAGGCGCCGCAGGAAGCCCUUCGGGCCGCGGGGGGAGCUGAAGAAGGCCGGCGGCAAGGCGCACCGGGAGCGCCGCGUCUAUCAGUGCCAGUACUGCGACUACAGCACCGGCGACGCCUCGGGCUUCAAGCGCCACGUCAUCUCCAUCCACACCAAGGACUACCCACACCGCUGCGAGUACUGCACCAAGGGCUUCCGACGGCCCUCCGAGAAGAACCAGCACAUCAUGAGGCACCACAAGGACAUGGUGCCCACGGACUGAGGGGGCCGGCCCGGCUCUCGUGCUCCUGUUGGGAACGGGGCGGCCCGGCCCGGCCCCGUGCCGACUCGCGCGCGGCGCCGAGGGCCCUGCCCCAUGAGCUGCCCGCUGACAGGGCCUCAAGCAUUACACAGGGUCGAUCCGAGAUCGCAGAGAGAGCACUUAGCUGGCUUCAAGUGUUUUGCACCUUAAAAGAUCCCCGUUUUUUUUGUUCUCCCCCAGGGUUGUUGACUCGAAUUGAAAUGAAUUACCUCUCGGUGCGGGUAUAUCUCACUGAAACCCUCCGUGACUUUCUUUGCUCCGUUGUUUCCCAUGCUUCUUAGUUCUUUCUUCUUCUCCCUUAUGCCCACCGCUGUUGUUGAUAUGUUAACGUGUUAAGUAUGAACAUAUGUGUCUUUGUGUAGAUUAUAUAUAUAGUGCUCACAGAAGUAGAGGAUGUUGACAGAUUCUUUUUAGUUGUGAUGUCAGUUUUGCUCUCCCCGUGGUGGGGAAGUAGUGGGUUCCCCGGUGGUCCCACUUCACGUGGGUCGUUCGUCUUGUAUACAGCGGGCCGACCACAGAUGCGUUGGGGGCUUAUUUUCCCACCCAGGUGUGCGCUGAGGGAAGUGCGCGUGGAGACGGCCCACAGAGAGGGUUUGUGCGGUGGGUUUGCAGCAGCCUGCACUUUCCAGAAGUGGAAAGGCGAAAGGCAGCUGGCACGUUGUGCCACAGUCUGUCGUUGUCCGGCUGUAGAGUCAGCAGGAACAAACUGGCGCUGUGACUGAUCUGCUGAGCGGGGCUCCUUGAAUCCAGGAUCCACGAGCGCUCAGCGGAGUUCUGAGGGACAGGUUCUGUUGCCUGUGGUCCGCUGAUAUAGCCGCACGUGCACAGGCUGAUGCAGGCUGUAGCGAUGCUGAGCAUUGCAACGGCGGUCACGCCUGUGCUCUCUGGCGCGUCUCACUUCACAGCGCGCUGGCCAUCUCGUACGACUGGACAGACCCCCGCCAGACCCCAGCACUGAAUCCACAUGACCGGUGAUCCCGUGACCAACAGAGCUGACUCUCACGUCUGUGAGGGCAACUUUGCAGAUGUCCGCAGUCAGGACACUGGAAGCUUUUGAGUGUUCCUCUGUCCUCUCUUCGUUCUCCGAAUCGAACAGUGCUCUGGCCUGCUUCCAGACAUCCGACUUGCACCCAGACCCUGACGUGACCAGUGACGCCUCCUGACCUCCCCUGUUGAACAUCUCUGAGAACCGUGGCGGAUGGGUUCAAGUUCAAGCACCUCCCAUGCGGGACCUCCAGAAACGGGGGUCUGCCUGCCAGAGGGGUGCAGCUGGAGCUCAUCAGGAGCACGAGGUGUGGCUGCUUCAGUUGCGCUCUCUCGAAGUUGUAGGAUUUCGUGGGAAAGUUGGCCUAAAACCAGCUGGUCAUGUGGCUUCCAGUUUGAUUUGAUUGCUUUAGUGGAGCGAUCACUUUAGUAGCUGGAGUGGGAUGUUUCGGUUCUUUCAUCUGUGCUGUGCUGUGCUUGUGAUUGGCUAUUGCAUUAUUUUGCAAGGACUAGAAGAGAGAAUGUCAUUGAGGCGGUCUUCUCCAGUAGGUCUUUGAAAUUUGUUUGCCUUUUGUUUCGGAUGAAGUGGGUUGUUUUUAAAAGCAAAAUGAGAAGCUGUCUACUCUGCAUUUCCCAGGAUUCCCUUGUGUAGUGAACAGCAUGUCACAAAUUCUGUUUCAUGCUUAAAGGGGAACUUGAGGUCUUGAAAUAGAGCAGUUAUUUUAAAUUUGGUGGGUGGGCAUUGACUCUUGUUUUGAGCUGUAGAAGUAAAUGGGGGUCUUGCACUCCUGUGUUUUAUGCCUCUCUUCCAAUAUAUUUCAGUCUACGUUUUGAGCACAUCUUACUUUGCCAACACAUUCACAUAGCUCUGUGUUUCCUGGACAUCCAAACACUGAGAUUUGGCUUUGUGAAUGAAGAACCCCUUCAUGUCUGAUUAAAAUUAGAUUUGAAAUAGUUUUAGUUUGCAUCCCCUUAGGUUGUUCUGACAUGUUUGCAGUAAAGUUUUUCUUCCUCGAGAGCCGACGCCCUCACUGGAUGACCUCGGGGACUCUCUACAAUGUGAAUAACUCCACGGUGGUGUGCUGUCUGCAGCAGCGAAAACAAAACGCUGUUGUGUGUGAUUGUUUAGUUGCAGUGUUGGACCCAGUGUUCCCUAGUUUCAUAUUUUCAUAAUGUGUAUAUACAUGCUGGCUUUUGGUGUGGGAAUGUUUUGGAUUGUAUUGGGGGGGAGUAAGAAUAAGAAAUUUUACUUGAUAUAUAUUUUAAGAAAUGUUAAUUGUUGACAUUAAAUCUGUUUAUAAAGGCAGUUCUGUUAAAGUUCUCUGAGUGAUCUGGUGGGUGAAUGAAUGUGUGUGGCUUGAAAUUCACUGGGACACGUUCUUGUAAAGCUCACUCUGCCUUCCAUACUGCCAUGACAUUACACGAACUGUAUUAAUGCUGAGCAGGCACUUACUUUUUUUUUGCAAGCUGCACAACCGAUGAAUUCCUGAUUUCAGCUGGCAGCUAGAAUGUGUGCUUCAGUAAUAUACAAAAAAAACAUCUUUGUAUGAAGUGGCUGGAGGGCUUCCUGACCCCAGACAGCUGCUUGGAGAGGCAGAGCUCUGCUCAGGAGGGGGCUGCAGGUUUGAGUGCUCUGAACAAAGCAAGAAGAUAAAAAUGGCAGAUGAUGAUCCCCAAGGCUGCAGAGGCCUUGGGUGUGUAGGAAGUGUGUGUGUAGGAAGCAGUAGGUGCCUGUCAGCUCUGCACCCUCACAUUUCCUGCUUCCAAUUCCCGGUUGGGAAGGCCGUCUGUGUGGAGUCUGCGUGUUCUCCCCUGUGUCCAUGUGUGUUUUACCCAGGUGCUCUACGUUUCUGCCUGCCUGCCUCCCAGAGACAUGCUGGGCUAGUGUAACUGGCAUCCCCAGAGGCUCCCUGGGUCUGUGUCCACUCUGUGCCAUGCCAGCGUCCCUUCCAGAGCACGAGCCCGCCUUGGGCCGCUUUUCCUUCCUCAGUAUAAGCGUGCAAGCCAAAACUUUUCUGUGCUAGCUGUGCUACACGAGUAUUUACACCAGCCGUCUGGAACAAAAUGUGCUGCACACAGGUCAUAUAACUUAGCAAUUCAUUUCAAAUUGCCUAGGAGGAUGGUGGUUGCUCAGCACUUAAAAAUACCUUAAUUUCCUGCUGUUUCCUUUUUAUAUUUUUUUUUAGUUUUCAUUUGUGUUGGUUCACCUUUUUAACUAGGGUAUAUAAGUUAUUGUUUUGUACACAGAUCCUCUUAAAAUGUUCUCUAUAGGUGUAUGCUUUUAAGACAAAGCCAGAACUGUGUAAUUGUAAUGGAUGUAAUUGAUAUAUUUGUAAAAGAGAAAAAUUGUAUAGAGAAAAGCAAAUAAAGUUCAGAGUAUUUUUC